This is a messenger RNA of Gossypium raimondii (Peruvian cotton), 1572 nucleotides long. Its product is annotated as vesicle-associated protein 1-2. The record is from RefSeq and is a predicted model, not a curated record. Gene Ontology annotation, biological process: endoplasmic reticulum membrane organization. Gene Ontology annotation, cellular component: plasma membrane; endoplasmic reticulum membrane. The transcript is spliced from 6 exons. NCBI's taxonomy places the organism in Eukaryota, Viridiplantae, Streptophyta, Magnoliopsida, Malvales, Malvaceae.
AUAGAACCGGACACAACAAGUCAAACCUCACUGUCCCACGCUUCUUGCUUUUCACCUCUCUCUCGAAGACCGCUCACCGUUGUCUUAAUCUCCACCUCUAAUCCUCUCACGCCGUAGACCCAAACCCUCCGCCAAUAGUUCAUAUCUCCGGCGACCCUCUCACUAAGAUGACCACCGGCGAACUUCUCAGCAUCGAUCCUCAAGAGCUUCAAUUUCCCUUUGACUUGAAAAAGCAGAUUUCAUGUUCUUUAAAUCUGUCCAACAAGACCAACAAUUAUGUGGCUUUUAAGGUCAAAACGACAAACCCAAGGAAAUACUGUGUAAAGCCUAACAAUGGAGUUGUUCUGCCUUGGUCUACAUGGAACGUUACAGUUAUGAUGCAGGCUCAAAAGGAAGCACCCCCUGAUAUGCAAUGCAAAGAUAAGUUUUUACUCGACCAGAUUUGAUUUUAAGUUUGGGUUUUUUGUUUUCUAACUGUUUGCUUUUCGGUCUAGUUUAAUAAAGAAUCCGGACAUCAUGUUGAGGAGUGUAAAUUGAGGGUUGCUUACGUAGCACCUCCUCGACCUCCUUCACCUGUUAAAGAAGGAUCCGAAGAAGGCUCUUCACCUCGGGCUUCCGUUUCAGACAAUGGUAGCUACAACAGUGCAGAUUUGGCAUCUAAAAGGGCUCUCAUUUCCAAGCUAAAUGAGGAGAAAAACGCCACCAUUCUGGAAAAUAACAAGCUCCAGCAAGAACUGGAACUCUUGGGACGCGAAGCGAAGAGAGAUUACAGUGGUAUGAAGUUUGUAUACGUAAUUCUUGUUGGUUUAGUCAGCAUCAUUUUGGGGUACCUCUUGAAACUAACAUGACCACGGCACCAAGGUACUACUACUACUACUAUUCUAUUCUUCGAUGCCGAUGCUCAUGCUCGAAAAAAAUGUAGAGAACUGGAGAAAGACAAAUACUUUGACUGAUGAAUUGUAGCUUUUGUUGAAUGUAUUUACUUACUAUGGAUGCUAGGAAAAAAAAAAAGCAUGUCCAAUGUGUGAUGGGUAAAGCAAGGGUUUUUUACCUAUAUAUUAUAAAAUAAAAUAAAAAUUACUAAAAUGGCAUGUUUAAAAAAUUAUGUACCAAAAUGGUACAUUCAAACAGCGGCACCACUCUAGAAUUUUGACAAAUUUGACUGAAAACAAAAUAAAAAAUAAAAAAAAAUUGGUGAAAGUAACUUAAUAGGUGGCACCUAAAGAAAAUACGGGUCAAAUACAACAAGUGGUGCUGCCUAUCAAUUUGGCUGGACAAAGUGGUGUAGCCCUGCCACUUUGGCACCACUAUUAAAAUAUUAUUAUUAUUAUUAUUUAACUGAAAUGUGUCAGAAUUUGUACCACCUUCCACCUCUUUGGAUGUAUCAUUUUGGUACAUAAUUUCACCUUCCACCUCUUUGGAUGUACUAUUUUGAUACAUAAUCUUUUUAACAUACUAUUUCAAUAUUUUUUUUAAUUUUAUAAUAUAUAGGUAAAAAACCCGUAAAGCAACUAUUCUUCAUUGUAUUGAUAGUUUGAUAGUUUUCCAGUGGGAAAUUACCGGAUUGCUUAA